Molecule: messenger RNA, 915 nt
Organism: Dermacentor silvarum
Lineage: Eukaryota; Metazoa; Arthropoda; Arachnida; Ixodida; Ixodidae
Exons: 2
Coding region: 85-615 (176 amino acids)
Source: RefSeq, a predicted model, not a curated record
CAUCAUAAUAUCGCGUGCGGCGAAGAUGAUGAAGACCACGUGCGAUCUGACCGCCAGGCGCUCGGCCACGCUGAAAGCAAGGGUAUGACGUGGCUCGUUGGGAUGCAUCAGUACAGUCAGAGAAGGCAUCACCUGCGCUGUCCACGACGGCGAAGCGGUCUGCUGGACGACAACCGCGGCUGUUCCAUCCCUUCCCCGAAGAGACUGUUCGCAGCGGGAAUCCUUCUGGACAAAGUGGACUGCAGCAUGGCGAGGCGGGGGGCAGAACAUUUGGCAGAACAGCAAGCCGACACAACGGGACGCCACAUUUGGCUGGCGGAGGAGGGAUUGACGCGCUGCGGCGACGCGAGUUGGUGCAAGGCGGCUACCACGCUACGGAACAUCCAGGGCUACAUUGUGCUGUUCGACGCCUCGCACGACAACGUGGACGGGGAGCACGGAGGCCACGUCUGCACUGGUGACGUCUUCCCGCAGCCGCAGCUGUCAUCCCUGCUCUCAUCGCCGUUCGAGCAGUCAGUGCAAUGUGGACGCCUCGCACGAGAAACCCCUGCGGAGAAGAAACGCCUGGAAGCAGUUCGACAUCCGCGCUCCAGCAAGCGGGCUUGUUGCUGCUAGUGUCCCGCCAAGCGUUUCACAUCAAGACCGUGCCUACGAGAUCAGCAACCGCCGUGAAGCAGAACGGCGAAUCUGCAAGCAAGGAAGUGUCUGCAAGGAACUUUAAUUUCACCGGCAUAUCUUGCAAACGCUACAAAGCUUGGAAUGUGGUGCCCCAGCCAGUCAGAGGAAUGGGGCAACGAAACAAUACUUUCUAAUAAGCUAAUUUGUAUGUCAUUCGCUUUUAUGUAGAUUUUAUGUAUCAAAUUAAUAACUCUGCAAUGGAAACAAUGUCGUACCACAAAUAGACAUCUUUAAUAA